CGAGUAAAUCUGAACCUUAUAAACACUGCAUGACAUAAAACAUAUUUAAAAAUGAAAUUACACGAUAAAAGUACCUUAUAUUCCAUUGAUUUCAGUUCAUAUUCCAUUGAUUUCAACAAAUUUUUUGCCAAUUUUGCGUUUUCUUCACAUUUUUCAAGUAAUUUUUCAGAAAUUUCUUUUUUAUCUUUCUUCAAAUUUUCAAUUGUAAUUUUUGCAUUUUCCAAUUCUUCUUUUAAAUUGUGUGUUUGA
Meloidogyne enterolobii is the source of this 249-nucleotide messenger RNA. NCBI's taxonomy places the organism in Eukaryota, Metazoa, Nematoda, Chromadorea, Rhabditida, Meloidogynidae. The record is from the annotation of a GenBank genome assembly.